Paracoccidioides brasiliensis Pb18 is the source of this 4485-nucleotide messenger RNA. RefSeq lists its product as uncharacterized. Bases 1 to 4485 code for a protein of 1494 amino acids. The record is from RefSeq and is a predicted model, not a curated record. Gene Ontology annotation, molecular function: UDP-glucose:glycoprotein glucosyltransferase activity. The transcript is spliced from 5 exons. Gene Ontology annotation, cellular component: endoplasmic reticulum.
AUGGUCUUCAAAUAUAUCUUCUCUCCAUGGCGAUUGGGCGGCCUGGCGCUGCUCGCAACAACCUUCCUGUUUACUCCAAUCGCUUCCGCUGGCCCCUUGGUCAAUGUCGCUCUAACUGCUUCCUUUAAUGCAGCACCGUACCUGGUGGAGCUUCUAGAAACCGCUGCAGACGAGAAUUCCACCAGCUAUUUCCCUCUCCUUGACCACAUUGCUGAGGGUGCAUUCACAGAAAUUACUACGGAGCGAGACCUCUAUGAGCGAUUUACACAAAUACUACAGGACAAUGGACACCUUACUGAUGCCGAGUCUAUUUCGUCUUUUAAAUUUGCCCUAUCGUUACGAUCCACCGCACCGCGGAUCGAGGCUCAUUAUCAAUAUUAUCAUACGUCGGUGGAGCCGUCGUUAGUGGUGGCGCAAGAUGCAGUUUGCACUGUCUGGGUGUAUUACGACGGCUAUCAAUAUUGUUCACCGAGUUUAAAAUAUGCGCAGCAGAGCGUGUCAGGAGACCAACACGAACGAGUUUUGCCGUUCGAUCGAGUAUUUGGAGAUCCUUCGCUGCCCGCAUUAGUACUAUAUGCCGAUGUGACAUCUCCCAUGUUUAGUGGAUUUCACCAGGAACUUAGCCGGAAGGCUCGAGAGGGCCAGUUCUCGUAUAAAAUUCGCUAUCGGUCAUCUGGCACUGAGGCCUCGAAACCCAUUUUCGUUAGUGGAUAUGGGGUGGAGCUUGCUCUUAAACGAACGGAUUACGUCGUGAUCGACGAUCGGGACGCGGAACAGAGCGUUUUGAAGGAUACGGAUGCAGCCCAAACUACCCUGGCUCCAGUAGACGAUGCGAAGAAUGAGCCACCCACUGACUUGAAGCCCUUGUCUGCCUCAGAAGUAUCGACACUAGGUAUUAAUGCUGCUAGUUUCGUGAUGAGCAGCGAUGACCCACUUGCGACGCUGUUAAGGUUAUCGCAGGACUUUCCGAGACAUUCCUCUGCUAUUGCAGGUCGCAAUGCUACACCUGAAUUUAUUAAAGAGCUCCACGAAAACCAGGCUGCCCAGUUGCCCGUGGGGUUAAACACUAUGUGGAUUAAUGGGAUGCAGAUCGACCCGAACAACAUAGACGCCUUCUUCCUUCUCAGUCAUUUAAGACAGGAAAGGAAACUAAUCAACAGAUUCCGAGAGUUUGGAUUAUCUGCGCGACAAGCCGUGGGUCUGUUUUCUGAUCCGGCGGUUUCCAAAACCCAAGCAGCUGAUGACUCACUGCGCUAUCAGUACAGAGACGACUUUGAAGGUGGAGGUGUAAUUAUUUGGAUGAAUAAUCUUGAAAAAGAUCACCAAUAUGAUGGGUGGACAAAAAGUCUAAAUUCUCUCCUCAGACCAAUCUACCCUGGUCAGCUUCCUCCGAUCCGACGGGAUAUUCACAAUGUCGUUAUUCCUGUCGACCUAACCUCUCCAAAGGAUAUUGAAAUUGUCGUUCGAAAUAUGCAGACGCUUGUAAAGAGAAAGAUACCAAUUAGAUUUGGUUUUGUACCAUUAUUGCAGAAUCCGAAUUCUCUCGAGCAGGCGCGAGUUGCCCAUUACCUUCUAGAUACAUACGGUAUUGAAGCUCUGGUGACCUACUUGCAAGCUUCAUACACUGCCAACAAGACUGCCUCCCCAGAUCAGGCCAGUUUCACAGCUGCAUUGAAAGAUCAUAAAGUGAGGGAUGGCCACAAUCCUGUUACAUUCAAAGAUGUCUUAACAUCGGAAAAUUACGACCCGAUACUUGCGAGCACAAAAACAUAUCUCCAGAGGCUGGCCAUUGAAGGAAAAGAACCAACUUUUUUUGUAAAUGGUGUUGCCUUUGUUCGAGAUGAAAACUUCAUGCAAUAUAUAAUUACGGCCGUAUCCAAUGACAUGGAUAAAAUUCAAAAAGCUGUUUUCGAAGGUGAUCUGGAGGAGGAUGUUUGGGUUCCUUCAUAUUUUCUCCAAGGUGCUCUACAGACUCGAAACCCACUACUUAUCCCCGAGGACCCGAGGUCAAUUCGUAUCGUUGAUCUCAACAAAAUAUACGAGAACAAUAAGGAUAUUUUUGACACUCUUCUCCGGAUUCCCGCGACGUCUAAAUCGGAGCAUUCAAUGCUAGAUUGGACUAGUAUCAUCCUCAUAGCCGAUCUGGAGAGCGAAUCCGGUGUUAAGCAGCUUCGUCACCUUCUCGAGCUUCACGAAAAACACCCUGGAGUAGAAACUUUACUUCUUCAUAAUGGAGAGGCGUCGUCUGUUUCGAAAGGCCUUUUGACAAGACUUCAUAGUGUUCGACAUGGUCGUGACCUUGACCCAGCUGCAGUUGCCGCCACUCUCGAUGCCCUCGUUUCUGGAGAGGAUACACCAGGCUCAGAUGCCAACCUUGCAACCGCUUAUUGGAACUCACUUCAGGAGUUGGUGAGAGAAAUUGGAAUUGGUGCUGGUGAAUAUGGAAUGGUGAUUAAUAGUAGGAUUAUUGGUCCUCUGCCGUCGUCGACCGUUUUUGAUGCUCUGGAUCUGGAAUAUAUGUUUGCAUACGAACGGUCUAAACGCACUGAAGUAGUCGCACAGGCAGCUUUGGACCUUGGUUUGGAAGAUAAAAUCUCUGACCCUUUGAGCCUUGCUAAGCUACUGUCUCUAAUGUCUCUCUCAACCGCAAGUGACAUUCCGGAAGGAAUCCUGAAUUCAGUAUCAAAUGUGCGCUCUAACCUGUAUAAAAAAUGGAAUGGCACUCACUCUGCAAUAUCUAUCUCAAACUCCGAUGAUCCCUCGAUCUACAUUGUUGCGGCGGUCGAUCCAGCGACAGAGACCGCUCAACGCUGUAUUCCGAUCUUGAAAGUAUUGUCAGAGCUAAAUGGUGUCAACUUGAAAAUAUUCCUUACUCCCCGAGAAGCGAUAAAGGAGUUGCCGAUUAAAAGAUUCUAUCAAUAUAUUCUCAAAUCUACUCCGUCAUUUAGCGAAGACGGCUCUAUAGCCAAACCGCAAGCCACCUUUCACGGAAUUCCCGGUGAUGCUCUCCUUAAUUUAGGAAUGGAUGUACCUCACUCGUGGCUUGUGGCCCCAAAGGAAUCAAUAUACGAUCUUGACAACAUCAAAUUAAGCUCUCUUAAAGAAGGUGCAAACGUUGAUGCUCUUUAUGAGCUGGAGCACAUUCUAAUCGAGGGCCAUUCGUGGGAUGUUACUACCAGAACAGCACCACGAGGAGUUCAACUGCUCCUAGGGACCGAGAAAAAACCCCAUUUCGCAGAUACUAUCAUCAUGGCAAAUUUGGGGUACUUCCAAUUCAAGGCACAGCCUGGGUGCUGGAAAAUAACCUUAAAGCCUGGCCAAAGCGAGCGCAUUUUCCGUCUGGACAGUGUUGGUGGAAAGGGUCACAGACCCACGCCCGGCGACGAGAACAACGACGUAGCUCUCCUCUCCUUCCGGGGCAAGACCCUCUACCCGCGAUUGUCCCGCCGGCCGGGUCAUGAAAAAGACGACGUCCUAGACCCAGACCCGAAGCCAAACUCAGCAAAGGACUAUCUCUCCAGGGGUCUAAGCUUUGCCUCCAGCGUCCUCUCCAGCGUAACUGGUCCCAAAGAAAAACACGCAGAUAUAAACAUCUUCUCCGUCGCCAGCGGCCACCUAUACGAACGCAUGCUCAAUAUCAUGAUGGUCUCCGUCAUGAAACACACAGGACACAGCGUGAAAUUCUGGUUCAUCGAGCAAUUUCUCUCGCCAUCAUUUAAAUCCUUCCUACCCCACCUCGCCGCCGAAUACGGCUUCUCGUACGAAAUGGUCACUUACAAAUGGCCUAACUGGCUGCAUGAACAGCAAGAGAAGCAGCGCAUUAUAUGGGGUUACAAAAUCCUAUUCUUAGACGUCCUCUUCCCCCUCUCUCUGGAUAAGGUCAUCUUCGUCGAUGCGGACCAGAUCGUCCGUACAGACAUGUACGAGCUCGUCACGCUGGACCUCGAGGGUGCCCCUUACGGCUUCACGCCCAUGUGCGACUCACGCACAUCCAUGGAAGGUUUCCGUUUCUGGAAGCAGGGAUACUGGAAGAAAUUCCUUAAAGGACUGCCCUACCACAUCUCCGCGCUGUACGUGGUCGAUCUGAACCAGUUCAGGGCAAUAGCUGCCGGUGACAGGUUGCGUGGGCAAUACCACACCCUCGCCAUCGAUCCAAAUAGUUUGAGUAACCUGGACCAAGAUCUGCCGAAUAAUAUGCAACGCGUGUUGCCGAUUAAGAGCCUGCCCCAGGACUGGUUGUGGUGCGAGACAUGGUGUUCGGAUGAGGCGCUGAAGACAGCGAAGACGAUUGAUCUAUGUAAUAACCCGCUGACGAAGGAGCCGAAGCUGGACAGGGCGAGGAGGCAGGUACCUGAGUGGACGGUUUAUGACGAGGAGAUUGCAGCGGUGCAGAGGAGGGUGAUGGAGGGUAAGAAGGGAAAAGAGGACGGUGAGGAGGGAAGGGGAUCAGAUGGGAAGAAAGAGCGUAGAAAGGACGAACUGUAG